AUGAAGUUGAAAGUUCUUUCCCUGGCGCUGCUAGCCAAUCAUGUUUCGGCUCAACCACCAAUCAAUCGUAUGCCGAUGUUGCGAUUCGAGUGCUCGCAGCUGGUCAUCGAAAGGCUCGACCCCCUCGUGAACCCAGGCAUGAUCCCAUCGCCUCACGUACACCAAAUCGUAGGGGGUAAUUCUUUCAACGCCUCUAUGGAUCCAGUCACGCACGACCUUCCUUCGGCCUCAACUUGCACCAGCUGCACAUUCUCAGAGGACUUCUCCAAUUAUUGGACUGCGGUCCUCUACUUCCGAGCCCGCAAUGGGACGUACAAACGCGUGCCUCAAUACCCAAGCGAAGGGCUGACCGGGGACGGCGGCAUCACGAUCUAUUACAUCGCAUCGCCAGACGCGUCCGUAAACGUCACCGCGUUCCGGCCCGGCUUCCGUAUGCUUGUCGGCGACGCCGCGGCGGAUUCUCCGACCGCAGAACCCAAGGUGUGCCACAGAUGCAUGCCCAAGUCGGGCGACAACCGCUGGCUGAACUGUGCAUCGCCCGACAACCAGACCCUGCCCACCGGGUUCUGUGUCGGCGGUAUCCGAUCCGUCAUCACCUUCCCGUCGUGCUGGGACGGGAAGAACCUGGACAGCGCAGACCACAUGAGCCACAUUGCCUACCAGAUCCCAGACCCUUCGCACAACGGAGUCGGCGCUGAGGGCGUCUGCCCGUCAUCCCACCCCGUCAAGAUCCCCCAGGUCAUGUACGAGGUUAUGUGGGACACGCGGCCCUUCAAUGACAAGAACCUGUGGCCUGAGGAUGGGUCACAGCCAUUCGUCUGGAGCACUGGUGACAAGCAACAUGGUGACUACGUCUUCGGCUGGAAGGAUGAUUCCCUCCAGCGUGCAAUGGACCUCCGGUGUGACGGCGACGUCUGCAGCGGGUUGGCAAGACAAGACCCAGCAGAAGCGAUGAAGUGCACCAAGGCACGGGUCACUGAUGAGGAUAUUGAUGGCUGGCUUACCGAAAUCCCGGGUGUUUGA
Diaporthe batatas is the source of this 1023-nucleotide messenger RNA. RefSeq lists its product as uncharacterized. The transcript is spliced from 4 exons. The record is from RefSeq and is a predicted model, not a curated record. Lineage: Eukaryota; Fungi; Ascomycota; Sordariomycetes; Diaporthales; Diaporthaceae. Bases 1 to 1023 code for a protein of 340 amino acids.